Messenger RNA from Miscanthus lutarioriparius, 210 nucleotides. The record is from the annotation of a GenBank genome assembly. Lineage: Eukaryota; Viridiplantae; Streptophyta; Magnoliopsida; Poales; Poaceae.
AUGAACAUCAACGCGAACAGUGGCAUCCUGUUGUACGAGAAGAUGGAGGGGUACGCGCUGUGGGUGGCCACGGGCGUGGUGUCGGCCUUCUUUGCCUCCCUAGAGCGCUGCUCCUGCAUCCACCUCCACACCACCGAGGAGGAGGACAACGGCAACGACGAUGAGGACCCCGAGGAGACCAAGGACCGCCCGCUCAUGUGUCCCGCCUGA